ACGCAUGAACGUCUUGAAUUGUGAAUUCAACAUUGCUGGAAACUACAGACAAGACGCUUGAGACUUCUCAGUUAUUCUUAUACGUACCACUCUUGGAGUAGUUCUUAUAGUUUUACUGGAGAUAAGCUAAAAAGAUGUCUCUGGCUGACGAACUGCUCGCUGACUUGGAAGAGGCCGGUGACGAGGGAGAGGAUGGACUGUAUCCUGGCGAGGAAGGUGGAGGAAGCGACGGAGAGGUCGAAGAGAGUGUGGUUGCAGCCGGCCUAGAGGAUAUCCCCGAGGAGAUGGAGCUGGAUUACAGUGGGGCGGAAAGUGUCACAUCUAUUGCAAAAUUACGCCACAGCAAACCUUUUUCAGAAAUCACGGAGAAAAUUGCAGAAUAUGUUGCCAAACAGCAACAGACCAAAGAAGUGUCUGGACCUGUUGAGUCAGACCCGGAGUACAAGCUGAUCGUUGCUGCCAACAACCUGACCGUGGAAAUUGACAAUGAACUGAAUAUCAUUCAUAAAUUUGUGCGCGACAAGUACUCCAAGCGAUUCCCGGAGCUUGAAUCUCUGGUCCCAAACGCACUGGACUAUAUCAGGACUGUUAAGGAACUGGGCAACAACCUGGACAAGUGCAAGAACAAUGAGAACCUCCAGCAGAUCCUCACCAACGCCACCAUCAUGGUGGUCAGUGUCACAGCCUCCACCACUCAGGGGGUGAUGCUGGGAGACGAUGAGCUCCAGCGAUUGGAGGAGGCCUGCGACAUGGCUCUGGAGCUGAACCAAUCAAAGCACAGAAUCUAUGAGUACGUGGAAUCCAGGAUGUCGUUCAUUGCCCCAAAUCUGUCCAUCAUAGUUGGGGCGUCGACCGCAGCUAAACUUAUGGGUGUUGCUGGUGGCCUGACUAACCUCUCCAAGAUGCCGGCAUGUAACCUGAUGCUGUUGGGGGCCCAGCGGAAGACCCUUUCCGGCUUCAGCAGCACCUCUCUGCUCCCCCAUACAGGCUACAUCUACCACUGCGACGUGGUGCAGACGCUCCCACCGGACCUGAGGAGGAAGGCGGCUCGCCUGGUGUCGGCCAAGUGCACGUUGGCAGCUCGGGUGGACAGCUUUCACGAGAGCGCAGUUGGCAAGGUGGGUUAUGACCUGAAAGAGGAAAUUGAGAGAAAAUUUGACAAGUGGCAGGAGCCUCCCCCAGUGAAGCAGGUGAAACCGCUCCCAGCCCCACUGGAUGGCCAGAGGAAGAAGAGAGGAGGCAGGAGAUACCGAAAGAUGAAGGAGCGUUUGGGCCUGACUGAGAUCAGGAAAAACGCCAACAGAAUGACAUUUGCUGAGAUUGAGGACGACGCAUACCAGGAGGACCUGGGCUUCAGCUUGGGUCAGUUGGGCAAGUCUGGCAGCGGGAGGGUGAGGGCAGCACAGGUCAACGAUGCCACCAAGGCCAGGAUCUCCAAAUCCCUGCAGAGAACCCUGCAGAAGCAGAGCAUGGUGUAUGGAGGGAAGUCCACAGUCAGAGACAGAUCCUCUGGAAUCAGCUCCAGUGUCGCUUUCACACCCUUACAGGGUCUGGAGAUUGUGAAUCCUCAGGCUGCAGAGAAGAAGGUAGCAGAGGCCAAUCAGAAGUACUUCUCCAACAUGGCCGAGUUUGUCAAGGUCAAGAAAGAGGGAGAAAGCAGUGUCAAGCCUUGAGAAGUGGAUGGACACAUGCACACACACAGUGUUGAUGUAUGUCAGCUUUGUGUACGUUAUGAACACAAGCAGAUUUGACCUCCAAUGCAGCUGGUGCUGUCAAAGGUCUGUGCGGAAAAGUUGACAGGUUGGAUGGACAUGCAGGCAGACAAACAAGACCCUCCCCUGGAUGAGAGGUUGCCAUGGUUUUUAUUUUUAUUUUGUGAUUUUGUUUGAUGCAUUUUGCUUUUAUGUGUAAAUACAUGUAAGUUUCAUUUUGAUUAAACCAUUCAGAUCUAUGGUAAAA
Molecule: messenger RNA, 1959 nt
Organism: Alosa alosa (allis shad)
Lineage: Eukaryota; Metazoa; Chordata; Actinopteri; Clupeiformes; Clupeidae
Gene: prpf31
Product: PRP31 pre-mRNA processing factor 31 homolog (yeast)
Exons: 14
Coding region: 135-1673 (512 amino acids)
Biological process (GO): spliceosomal tri-snRNP complex assembly; mRNA splicing, via spliceosome
Cellular component (GO): precatalytic spliceosome; U4/U6 x U5 tri-snRNP complex; U4 snRNP
Source: RefSeq, a predicted model, not a curated record